AAGAGAAGAGGGAGGACUGUGCGAGGUCGGCGGGUCUCCAGCAGCGGCUGCGGCGAGUUACACCGUUUUCCAAUCUGUCCGCGUCCGCCGCCGCCUGAGACAGAGCCAGGAUGUUCAGGAUGCUGAACAACGGUUUUGAGGAUGAUCCAUUCUUCUCCGAUUCUUUUAAUGCUCACCGAGAAAGUAUGCGACAGAUGAUGAGAAGUUUUUCUGAGCCUUUCGGAAGAGACUUGCUUAGCAUCUCUGAUGGUAGAGGAAGAGCUCGCAAUCGUACAGGACGUGAUGAUGGGGAAAAUCACUUGACUGCAAUGAGUUCUCUUGUGCCUUUUGGCAGUUUUGGUGGUAUGCGUACAGAUGUCAACCCUUUUCAGGCAAUGGACCGAAUGAUGUUAAAUAUGCGUAACAGUAUGCAAGAAUUACAAAGAAACUUUGAUCACCUUUCAAUGGAUCCAAAUGGACAUUCGUUUACUUCUUCCUCAGUUAUGACUUAUUCCAAAGUAGGAGAUGAACCGCCAAAGGUUUUCCAGGCCUCAACUCAAACCCGUCGGGCUCCAGGAGGAAUAAAGGAAACUAGGAAAGCGUUGAGAGAUUCUGACAGUGGACUAGAAAAAAUGUCCAUUGGCCAUCAUCUCCAUGACCGGGCUCAUGUCAUUAAAAAAUCGAAGAACAGCAAGACUGGAGACGAAGAGGUCAACCAGGAGUUCAUCAACAUGAACGAAAGUGAUGCUCAUGCUUUUGAUGACGAGUGGCAAAAUGAGGUUUUAAAGUACAAACCGGGGGCACAGUGGCGCAAUCUAGAAAACACCAGGAUGAGGAGUGUUGGGCAUGAGAAUUCAGGAUCCCGAGAACUUAAAAAAAGGGAGAAACCUCAUCAAAGUCCAGCCAUUGAACAUGGAAGAAGAUCAAGUGCUUUUGUGGACAAACUCAACAUCAAAGGAUCGCCUGUGAAAAUCAACAAAAAAUAAAUAGCCUUGCAUUCGAUGUGUUUAGUUUGGAUUGUUUUAACAGAGAAAAGAAUGGUGCUGGGUAAUACACAUAAGACCAAUCUCUUGUGAAAUCAAUACUGUACUUCACAACUCUCUUCUGUUAUCUCAAUGUAAUGGAAAUGCUAGCUUUAUAUUGUCCCUACUUGAGGAAUAAAACUUUGAUUUUCAACAACAUGAUAA
Messenger RNA from Pteronotus mesoamericanus, 1166 nucleotides. It is a transcript of the gene MLF1, whose product is annotated as myeloid leukemia factor 1. Gene Ontology annotation, cellular component: cytoplasm; nucleus. Gene Ontology annotation, biological process: regulation of DNA-templated transcription. NCBI's taxonomy places the organism in Eukaryota, Metazoa, Chordata, Mammalia, Chiroptera, Mormoopidae. The record is from RefSeq and is a predicted model, not a curated record. The transcript is spliced from 8 exons. Bases 111 to 965 code for a protein of 284 amino acids.